This is a messenger RNA of Dictyostelium purpureum, 762 nucleotides long. RefSeq lists its product as uncharacterized. The coding region runs from base 1 to 762 and encodes 253 amino acids. Gene Ontology annotation, cellular component: nucleus; cytosol; plasma membrane. Gene Ontology annotation, biological process: protein dephosphorylation; phosphatidylinositol dephosphorylation; cell motility. Gene Ontology annotation, molecular function: phosphatidylinositol-3,4,5-trisphosphate 3-phosphatase activity; protein tyrosine phosphatase activity. The record is from RefSeq and is a predicted model, not a curated record. Lineage: Eukaryota; Evosea; Eumycetozoa; Dictyosteliales; Dictyosteliaceae. The transcript has 2 exons.
AUGUCAUCUGAAAGUGGGUUUGAUUAUUUUAGAACUUUGGUUAGUGGAAGAAAGAAAAGGUUUAUCCAAGAUGGAUUUAAUUUGGACCUAAGCUAUAUUACAGAAAAGAUAUUGGCUAUGGGGUAUCCUGCCGAUAGUAUUCACAAGGCGUUUAGAAAUGAUAUUAAUGAUGUUUAUAAUUUUUUUGAAAAAUAUCAUUCUGGUCAUUGGAAGAUAUUAAAUGUUGCAAUGGAAAUAUCAUAUAAAACAACAAAGGUUGGAGGAAAUGUUAUUGUCAUGGGAUUUGAAGAUCACACACCACCACCAUUUUUAUUAUUGCUACAAAUUAUACAGGUUAUGGAUACAUGGUUAAAUAAAGAUGAAGCAAAUGUUAUGGCAGUUCAUUGUAAAGCUGGGAAAGGUAGAACUGGUACUGUAAUUUCAGCAUAUUUAAUUCACUUAAUGAAACAAAACACACCAGAAAUCUUUUAUUCAUCCGAUACUAUAUUAUUCAAUACCAUUUCAUUUUUUAAUAGUAUGCGUGCAAAUAAUAGUGAAUGUGUCACUGUGCCCUCUCAAAAGCGUUAUGUUGGAUAUUAUAUACAAUAUCUCCGUGACCAGGUUCCACAUUCAUUAAUAGUGAGUCCCCCAAAAUUUAAAAUUGUUAGUAUUGAUGUAAUUGGCACCUCUCAAAGCUUUAAUAUUGAAAUUCACUUAAACUAUAGUCCAACUGUAAGAGAUUUGCCAGUAGUAAUACGGGGCUCCAAUUCUAAAAUUUUGUAA